Messenger RNA from Hordeum vulgare subsp. vulgare (domesticated barley), 3998 nucleotides. RefSeq names its product wall-associated receptor kinase 3-like. The transcript is spliced from 3 exons. Gene Ontology annotation, cellular component: plasma membrane. The coding region runs from base 1578 to 3767 and encodes 729 amino acids. Lineage: Eukaryota; Viridiplantae; Streptophyta; Magnoliopsida; Poales; Poaceae. Gene Ontology annotation, molecular function: protein serine/threonine kinase activity; ATP binding; polysaccharide binding. Gene Ontology annotation, biological process: cell surface receptor signaling pathway; protein phosphorylation. The record is from RefSeq and is a predicted model, not a curated record.
ACUGGCAUGUGUAACCUCCUAUAGAAUCAUCACGAUUAAGGUACUCAAGGCACUAACUGUUGCCACUGAGGCAUCCAAAGUCACUUGAAUUGCUAGCCUCAGCACAUGACAAGUUGCUGAACACCCAAUUGAUGGCCGUUCUGAUUGGUACCCCUGGUAUGGUGUGUAGUAUGUCUUUCGAGGCACCCAGGUUGGUGUCAGAUGGUACCGCCUUCUGCAGCAUCAUGACAUUCUUCUUCUUGCUCCACCAUUUUCUCUCCACCAAAGCAAGACUUGAGUUGACUGGCAAGUUCUCUUUCUCCAUGCUGUACUUGAUGGGAAUCAUAUUUGAGUCAGAUCGCCCGGUGUCUGUACUGCAACAACCACUGCCAGGACAUGUGCCAUCAGUUGCUAUCACAGGAUGACCUGGCAUACAUCUUAGAAGACAACUGGUGUCUGCAGGCUCUUUGCCAGGAGAAGGCCAUUGAACAUACAAAUCGAUUCCACACCCCAGAACAAUGAUUUCGUUCCUGCCUGCCGCUACCCUAUACAGGCUGUCGUUGAGGGGGACUGACCAAUUACAGCAGAACAAUGAAAUCGUCGUUGAGCAGGGGCUAGUUACUUGAUGCCGACUUCAUGACGCAGUCAAGGAAUCACUAGAAUUACUAUUAGCCUCAGGCCGGCCGAUAAAAGAUGGAGAAGAACCGUCUAGUUCUUAAUAUUUUGGUUGAUGUAACAAGACUCCAAAGCUGACUGAGUAUGCAUUUUUUUUUGUGGGGACUGAGUAUGCAUUGAAAUCACAAUGGCAUUCGACCUGCUUUGUUGCAGUAUAAAAAUAGUGUUAGGACUAGACGGAAGUUGAGCUUCUUGUUUUUCUGCAAUAAUGCGACUAAUGUCAGGUUUUAUUGAUACAGUUUUGAAGUUGCUUGCAAAGACUAAUGCCUCAAAGUAAGAUUAAAAGACCAAUCCAAGAAGAGGAAGCAUUUAAUGGACUUGCUGAAUGAUCUCUUGAGCAGCAAGUUGUUUCGUAGUCUUUCCAGCAAGGAAAGACACUAUCAGUGGCAAGUGACUCGUUAAACCAUGGACAGUUUCAUUUAAGGGCUUUCAACACUAUACUGGUUUUUGUCAGACGAGCAUAAUCAAAGAAGCUGCCCUGUUCCUGCGAAGGAUGUUCAUUUAAAUAAUGGAAUCUAAUGCAUUGAUAAUUAUGCUUAUCAAAGAAAAAGGAAGGUCAAGAUAUGCACUUGAUGCUAGGUGGGAUGAACAAAAUGGUAUUGCGACACAAAAUUCACUGCAUACACAAUGAUGGUACCAGUACCAGGGUUUUCCAAUCAUCGUAGGGCUGGCAGCUCUCAUGGCAUAUCUCUUUAAUAUGUGAUCUGAAGGCAUGUCUCCAAAUUAGAUGGCAUGGAAUAUGCUGUUCUGACUUCCUUGGUGCUCUUGAUAAAGUUUGCUUCCUUUGAAAGAACCCUGAACCAGUCUGAAAGUUUCCCACAAAUGCUGUCCAGAACAGAUAAAUUCAUGCUGCAGGGUAACUCUGAUGAAUUCUAGCUACUUUCUCCAAUAGAGAUACAUUCAUCAACUCGUGCUUCAUUCGCAUGAUUGACGAAAUGAGAAUGCCUGCUCUAGUUGGCGCUGUGGUGGUGCUCCUGCUCAGGGACAGCAUAACAGUGGCAGCAGCAGAAAGUUCCAUGAACAUCGCGCUGCCCGGCUGCAAGAGCAAAUGCGGCGAUGUGGACAUCCCGUACCCCUUCGGCACCACCCCCGGCUGCUACCGGCCGGGCUUCAUGGUCACUUGCAAUGAGACACACCGUCCGCCAAAGCUGUUCCUGGACAAUGGUGCCAGUCCCGGUCCUGGCCCUGAGGUUGUCGAGAUAUCUCUGGCGAACAGCACGGUGCGCGUCGGGAGCUGGGUUUCACAGUUCGUCGCCGGCAACACGAGCCACGUGCAGCUAGCGAUCAGUCGCGGCUCCCCCUUCGUGCUGUCAGCCAAGGCGAACAGCCUCGUCAUCGUGGGGUGUGGCUUCCGUGUCCUCCUGCACAUUGUUGAUGGGUGGACAUAUGGCUCCUGCGCUUCUUUCUGCCCGAUCAAUAACAGCACCGGCGAGACAUUCUUGCCCGACAUCGUGUGCAACGGCAUCGGCUGCUGCCAGCCGUCCAUUCCGAUUGGCCUUCGGUCCUGCCGUAUCGAGCUCUCCUCGCUCGACGGUGCUGGCAGGUGCCCGGUUGCCCCGUCCCCAACCCCAGCUCCGGCGUUCAACGCGAGCGUGCACAUGGUGGAGCAGGAGUGGUGGAGUGACGGGUCACACGUCUAUGGUCUUCAGCAAUACUUCAUGGACCUCCUGUCUUACCCUGACAUGAGCCCGUUCUUUGUUCCUGCAAUUGCAGCCUGGGGGCUGGGCGAGUUAUUCUGCGAAGAGGCCGCCCAGAGGCCAGAUUUUGGGUGCCGCAGCAAGAACAGUAUGUGCCUCAACUCCACAAAUGGCGCCGAAGGCUAUGUCUGCCGGUGCAGUGACGGCUACCAGGGCAAUCCUUACAUGACAAAUGGAUGCCAAGGAGGGCGAGGUCGUCUAGCAGCUGGAAUAAUUUUCUCCAUAGGACUUGGCAGCGGCAUAAUUAUUUUGCUGCUAGUUCUUGCUGUUGUCUUUGCAAUAAAAAAGGUCAAGGAUCAGAAAGCAAAAAGGAUGAAGGAAUAUUUCUUCAAGCAAAAUCGUGGGUUAUUGCUCCAGCAGUUAGUAGACACAGAUAUAGCUGAAAGGAUGAUUUUCAGCUUAGAAGAGCUUGAGACAGCGACAAAUAAAUUUGAUGGAGCUCGCAUUCUCGGUGGUGGAGGGCACGGCAUGGUGUACAAAGGCAUUUUAUCAGACCAACACGUCGUUGCUAUAAAGAAGUCCAAAACCGUAAUCAAAAGGGAGAUCGACGAGUUCAUAAAUGAAGUCGCCAUCCUUUCUCAAAUCAAUCACAGGAAUGUGGUAAAGCUUUUUGGUUGCUGUCUCGAGACAGAAGUUCCAUUGCUAAUCUAUGAGUUCAUUUCGAAUGGAACCCUCUAUGCCCAUCUUCAUACUGAUGCUCCUCAAUCACUAUCAUGGAAAGACAGAUUACGAAUUGCAUCUGAAGUUGCAAGUUCUUUGGCCUAUCUUCACUCAGCGGCUUUGAUGUCGAUAAUCCACAGAGACAUCAAGACAUCUAACAUACUGCUAGAUGAUCGCUUGACGGCAAAAGUGUCGGACUUUGGCGCUUCUAGAGGUAUUGCAAUUGACCAAUCAGGGGUAACAACUGCCAUCCAAGGAACUUAUGGAUAUCUGGAUCCUGAGUACUACUACACAGGCCGACUGACCGAGAAGAGUGAUGUUUACAGCUUCGGUGUCAUGCUUGUGGAACUACUUACAAGAAAAAACCCAACUGGCUAUGUUCCAUCAGAAGGCGUCAGUUUAGUAGCACACUUCAUGUUGCUCUUGAACCAAGAUAGGCUGAGUGAAAUACUAGAUUCACAGGUUUCCCAGGAGGCUGGGGACGAAGCCAAGGAAGUAGCGGCAAUGGCAGCAAUGUGCUUGGGGAUGAAGGGGGAAGACAGGCCGACCAUGCGGUAUGUGGAAACGAAACUCCAGGGGCUGCAGAGUGUGGAGAACACCGUGAAGGGCGACCCAGAAAUGGAAGAAGUUCCAGUUAGACGACGCCGCAGAACAUUUGAAAGAAGCAGAGACAAUGCUAAUGAGGAGGGUCAGAGUAACAGCAGGCGAUAUAGCAUGGAGGAGGCGAUGUUGUUUUCGGCGAGCUUGCAGCGAUGAUCUUGAGGACAUUCGUCAUCAGAUUAUGUGGUCUCUCUGUGCUUCUGAAAUUCAUCAUAAGAUUCUGCCGUGAGAGCUGCGGUUGUUCACCUUUAUGUAAUUGCCAGAAUAUCUCCGGUAUACGCUACGACACGUAUGUUUAUAUCUGCAAAUACACUUGUACUUUAUAUUAGUUCUUACGGCUGAAUUUACAAUUGUAUUUGUUGUGCAAUUGAUGCAAUCGUAUAAAAC